AUGGCGCUGCCCCCCGGCCCAGCCUCCCCCCGCCCGCCGGUGUGUGUUUACAUCGGGCAGGAGGAGCCGGAGCCCCAGCGCCGGGGGAGACGGGCACGCAGCCGCCGGCAGCCCGCCCUCCCUGCAUCCCCGCCGGGCGGUGCUCCGGGAGACGCGGCAUGAAGGGYCCUAGCUUAGAAACACAGAUGGUGGAUGAUGAAACUGAGACUACAAGUGAAGAAUUGCCUCCUCAUCUGCAGGAAGAGCCUCCUGAAGAUGCCAGCAAGGACCACCCACAGCAGCAGGCAGGAGUCAUCUGGAGAGUGACAGGCGGCCUGUUCAGCAUCACCCGCGGAGCCGUGGGGGCCACACUGGGAGGAGUUGCCUGGGUGGGCAGCAAGAGUCUGGAGCUCACCAAAACAGCUGUGACCAGUGUCCCCGCUGCUGGCGUUGGACUGGUGAAGGGCAGCGUCUCGGCAGUGACCGGCGGCGUCGGAGCUGUGGGCAGCGCGGUCGCCAGCAAAGUCCCUUUCACUGCAAAGAAGAAGGAUAAGGCUGACUAAUCCCUGUCACAGCUCCCUUCCAAAAGAUCGACCUGCCCAUACUCUCCCCCACCCAGCACCUCUUUGAGUUGGAACCAGCUGCUUCAGGGAGGGUCGAGCACCCGAGCAGACUCUGGCUGCAGCCUGCUCAGCACCGCCUGCCUGGCUCAGAGCUCACAGAGCCACUGUCAAUGCCUUUCACUCCCAUCACCUACUGGGAACCAUCUUUACUCCGAGGACUUUAAAGGCACAGUUGUCUCUGUCUUGUAGUUUCCUUCCUCCCUUCUUGCUCUUGUAAGCAUGGAGGGAUGGGAGAAGGCAUCAGGCUCCAUCUGCCUGGAGGUGAGGAGAGUAACAGGGGAUGGGGGGAACUAUGCCUGGCUUGAAGUGUGGGUUGUGUAGUCAAAUUCAACUUCAACUGGGAAGACAGCCUCUGAAACACCCCUUCCUUUUGCUCUGGGAGGGGUGUUUGGGAGGUGUGCCUGGCAGAGAAACUGUACAAGUCCCAUUGACACAAAGGAGAGAUACUGUGAAGAGGGGGAAGCCUCCCUCCUGCCCUGCGCCUCUUACCUUUUCUUGGCAGGGCCCAUUCCCACAAGCUGCUCCCAAUCUCCUACUCCCUGGCUGAACUGCACCCUUCAGAGAGGGAAUGCUCAGACUCAGCAGAGCAGCUCUGGGGAUGUUGCCUCACCAGAGUAUGACAUAUUCCAGACCAUCAACUUCUGUACAGAUUUUCUUGGUGAGAGGGAGGAGUAUGAAAGCUGCUGUAUGCUCCCAUUUGGGGAAGGAGCUGACAGUGGCACAUGCCAGGCCUCUGUGAUAUUGCAGUACAGGCAGUGAUGUUCCACAGAGAGACCAGGCCUUUUGUUUGACCCUUGAAGUCCUUCCAGUAUCCCUGUCUGCAACAAGGGCAUUUGGUCUCUUGGCCACACUCAACUCCACAGACGUCAGUAGUAACCAGGAGCAAGUGUGUUCCCAAAUGCCACCCAAAUUCUGCUGCAGGGAUGGAGGGGAGGCCGAGAGUGUUGCUCUCCCCAUGACUCAGCACCCUGGGAGUGGUGGCCUGGGUGUGAGUGGGCUGCACCACGCUGGAGAACACUUCCCGAGGGGCUGAGCGUGCUCCAACAGCAGCCAGCCUGCACAGGGCACCAGCAACUCCUCCUCUGCACACUGCUCCUGGAGCCCCAGCCCGCUCCUCUAAAUGACCRUGUUGCACUAAAUAGCCCACCCAUAGUCGUAGUGCCGCAGAAACCCAGACACCUGCACCCACCUGGGAGUCACAGCCAUCCUCAGUCUGGCCCGUGAUGCUCAAGAGCCACGUGGCAUUGCACACACACACACAAACACAAAUGGGCACUCACUCACUCACCCCAAGGUCCCCUGCAAUUCUUAGGACGAGGAAGGCCACAGGCUCCACCAUUAAUUCUGCUGCUCCUGGCUUUGGCAGGUGAUGUGCCUAGGUCCAUAGCUGUUGGAUGCAUAGGCAAGUGAAGCAGUGCUUGUGCUGUAUUUUAUAAAUAUGCAUCUGUGUUAGCGUGCGUGUGUCAGUCCACAGGCAUGUCUUCAGCCAGGGAAACAAACCUGUGCCACUGCCGCAGAGGAGUUUACAUUGUCAUCUUCAGCACUUUUCAGCAUAUAGUUUUAUAUAGGGUCCUGGUCAAAAGAAAAAUCAUGUUUUAGAGGAUGUUUUGCCCUCUGUUGCCCAAGCGCRUAGUUUAUUGAAACCAAAGGAAUGUGAAAAAUCCCCUUUCUCCCGUCUGUGCUGUUUGUUUUCUCUCAGCCCUAUCUUUUGGACAUUGAAGCCAGCUUUCUUGAUCUUCAUUUCCCCUUGGAGGUCGUUGCACUUCCUGACUGCUCUCUUGUGCUUAGGUCUUAGACAUCAGGGAAUAUUUUAGUACAACCCACACACCCACCCCGCCACCAUUUUUGCUGAAUAUUCUUGGUCUUGUGACGCAGUUUUCAUUCUGACCUUUAUUAAAUCCACAUUUUGGGACGUGUGUUGCUGUGUCCCUGUGAUAAUCAUGCUGGUGUUAUUCACUCUCCAUACCCAUUGCUAGGUAGCCCCUGCUAUUUGCGGUGGUAAGAAGCUGCUGAUCUCCACAGUUUGUUACUCUUGAUAGCACGAGAGAGGUUUAACUUACAUCUUUGUUUCUAAGAGGAAGGAGCAUUUGGUAUAUGUGUGCAUUUCCUCACUUUGUCUCCUUUGUUCUGGUGAAGGCCAAGUUGACCCAGACAUGUCAGUUUUGUCUCUGAAGGCAGCAACUUCACAGAAAGAUCAGGCCUUGAUGUGUGCCUGUACUGUGCUGGGAUGCUCGUGGCAGUUGGCAAGGCCAGAAGAAGUCUUGUCUGUUCUCCCUUUGUCUCAAAGCAGGAGGACAGUUUGCACUGCAUGGAUCUCUGCUCUCCCUAAGCUCAUCUUAUCUCUUGUUCCAGAUCACAGGCUGCACCUGGAGCAAGCUCUAGCCCCAAAGCUAAAAGCUGCUUGUUUGUAACUAGCUGUGUUGUCACCAACCCUCUGGGAAAGAGAGUUUCUGGCCAGUUGGGACUGAAGAGUCKUCUUUCUAAAUGUCUCUCCCAGGUCUUGGACAGGAGAGGAGAGUAUCUAGGAACCUUCAGCAGCCAGCCCUGGGUGGRUGGUGGGAGGCUCAUCGUGCUUUUGGCUAAACAUUGUCUCACACAGGCUCUUGCUGGGGGAGGCAGAACAUCCUGCCCAAGCUGUUGUCUGCAGGCACUGAGUGUACAGAGCCGGCGUGGCAGAUGGGAUAAAGGUGAUUUAAGGAAGGCCACAGGGUCUCUGAGGGUUUCCCAUCUUUUUAUUUCUUCUUUUCAGUGCAUCCUUGCAGUAAAUGGAGURAAGCUUGCCAUUUGUCUGGAACUGCCAUUUCCUUGCAGGAUGGCCUGGAGAAGAAGAGAUGAGCUGGAGAGGCAAACUCACAGCCUAAAUCGCUCUUCUUACAGCCCAGCUAAAGGAGAACUCAGGGCCAUAAGUAGCARAAGGAAUCAAAUUAGCAGGCAGGGGUAGAUGAUAAAAUCUACUCCAAAACCAGGGCCUCACAGGUAUUCAGGAAUAAGUAACUCUGCAGGACUCAACGGCCUGCUCAGUUCAUCAUGGUGACCCAGUCCCAGCCUGCUUUUCUGGGCAUUCACAGUGGCAGAGCAGAGGGAAAACAGGGYAGUCUUCCCAGUCUAAAAGUAAAGAUGCCUCCUGACAGCUUUGAUUGCAGGACAGUGGGAUCUGGAUUGGAUGGGGAAGCUGUUGGCUCUUGUCAGAUGCCCCAUCUUUGCUCCUCCCCCACUACAGAGACUCCAGCCACCUGGGCUACUGGUGCAGCCCUUCUCUCACUACCCAUUCACGGUACCAAGGGCAAACACUGUGCUGUGCAUAAAUCCCAUGGCUAUCAGAUGGGGUAGCUUGGUAGAGAAUAGGAGGGGGUGGCACUGGGGUAGGGAUUGAAGUUAGUUGGUACCCAGAUGAUGAGAGUGGUGACAGAAGGAGUUGAGGGGAACAAGAAAAUUGUGGAGGGAGCAUGGAGAGAAUUUGUUCCUUAGGACAGGCUUUGAAUCAGAAAAUGAGCACAAGGAGUUUGUCCUAGGGAAGAGCACAGAAAGGGGAGUGGGUAAAUGUGGGUUUUGGUGGUUGGUGGUGGUUCGUGCCUGGCUUGUGCCCUGCUUCCACAGUAAUGAUGAUUGCUAGGGAUUUCCAUUUAGAUAGAUCAAUGGAUGCUCAAAGCAUCAUAUCAGCUCCCUUCUUAUCAGUAACCUUCCCAAAACUCCCCCACUCUUUUGUCAUGAUUUCCCCAUGAUGGGGCUGGGUGUCUCCCAUGGUGGASGUGGGAUGUGGCCCUAUAUGCAGCCCUGUGUCCCACCUUCACUGGCUGUUGCUUGUGCCCACGAAACACGACCUGGUUGAAAGGAGACCCACAGGCGCAUCCUCUCCUCCCUUUUCCCUUUCCUUAGUCUCAUCAUCCUUCACUUUUUUAUCCCUCCCUUAGCUUUCAGUCUUGCCCAUGGAUAGAGCUCCCCGAAACUUUUGCUGAGACCUUCGUUAAACAUCCACACUCGCAGUGUCUGGGAGGGCAGAGGGUGAUUGCCCCCGCAGCUCCCCUGGCUGGGAGAGAAGUGCAUGUCUUCCACCCRCCUCGGUCCCCUUGUGUUUUGUGUGUGGAAAAUCCUAACCUACUUCUUUUUCUCUGGGUUCCCUUUUUGGCUCUUGUCCCUGUGGGUGGGUCAUUUCCGUGUCUCCAUUGCAAAGUCAUCCUUGUAAAAACAACAGCAUGAGUGGGAAUAUGGAGAUGGUUAGAGAGCGCCGCAGAGCCAGGGCCCAACUCUGCUUCCCUAGGAGCUGAGGAGCCCUUUGGCAACCCAAAACUGCGGCCACGCGGUCCCCUGCACAGUGCUGGGCUCCAGAGAACACUUUAGUUCUUUAUCAUUUCAUUGUCUGUAAUUGGUUUCCUACUGAAUUUGUUUGCUUGGUUUGUUUUGCAGUGUGUUUCUGGGAAUAUUCUGCAUCUCUGUAUUUUAAUUACAGUAAAA
Molecule: messenger RNA, 5054 nt
Organism: Malurus melanocephalus (red-backed fairy wren)
Lineage: Eukaryota; Metazoa; Chordata; Aves; Passeriformes; Maluridae
Product: transmembrane protein 263-like
Exons: 3
Coding region: 159-542 (127 amino acids)
Source: RefSeq, a predicted model, not a curated record